CAGACGCUACAUUCAGCAGAGGAAACGGAAAAGACGAAAUAUACAAGAAGGUUUUUCAUUUCAAAACCCCGGGGCUGUGAAAAGAACACUGUUUGCAGCUGGCAGAAAGCACCCGCCCUGUUUGGGAAAAAGGAACUGAGAGUGACCGGAGGAGCAGAGAGAUGCCACCCGAAACUCUCCAGUUGCAGGUGAGGACGAAUAUCCUAAAGUUCCUCAAGAGUUUUUUGGGAAUCAUCCGGAUCCUACAGAUAGUGUUCGGAGCCGGGCUGUGGGUCACCAUCUCCGCCAACAAAUACGAAGGAUCCAUCCACUUCGUCCUGUUCGUCGCAGUCUUCUUCUGGCUCUUCACCCUCGCCCUUUUCUUCCUCACCCUCCUGGACAAGCAGGACCUCGUCCCGCUGCUGGGAGGGGAGCGCUGGUUGUCCACCAACCUGGCGCACGACGUGGCUGCCACCGUGCUCUACCUGCCGGCCAUAGGUGUCAUGAUCUACAAGACGGAUCGCAACUCAUACUGCAACCUGGAGCAGUACAAGCACUACUGUCUGUAUAAGGUCUACCUGACAGCCACCGUGUUCGCCUGCCUGUGCUGCCUGGUUUACCUCCUGUCGGUUAUUUAUGGAGCCUGCAGGAAGUGUAGGGGCGAGCAAACUGUUAUCUGAGACUGAAGAGGGGGUGAUGGUAACAGGGAGGGAAGAGGGGAUAUGGGUCUUUGAGGGGGUAUCCACAGCAAGAUGAUGAAUAGUUAACUUCACUGUAAUUUAACUCAACAGCUACUUUAACCACAGGUAUAUCUCUUCCAGAAUCACUGGUUUUGUCAGUGUGGUUAAGGGAUGCUGACAUGAAAACAUCCCAGCAGCUCCUGGUACAGAGGCCUGUAGCUAUCCAGGAUGAGAGUCUGAUUAGGAAGGUGUUAGGAGAGCGAAGCAUUGUAGCUUUUUAUUGAGGCACAAGUUAAGUGUUUAUUUCCUAGCUGUAGAAAAGGCCUCUUAAAGUUAUAUGAGUUUGGUCCAGUGAUUUCAUGUCAUUUUCCCUCACAAAGUAUAUUCUUAUUAUAAUGUAUAAACAAGUUCACAUUGCAGUCACCUUACAUAUGUUUUAUAGAUUUGUCUUGGUACUAGGUAGCUGCCCAUCUAAAACCUCUCAUACACCUUUAUUUGUGACAAGGAUUUCUUUUCAUUAUAUUGUUGAAGUAUAUAUUUUUAUGUUUUUUGUACAACAGCAAACUAUACUGAACAGUUACCGAAGAGUGAUGGACUAACAUACUAAUGGACAUCCUUUUGACCAGUUCUGUUUUUGUUUUGUUUGACUCAAACAAUGCCUACCAUUUCAUCAGUGCCUUCUGUCAGAAUGCUGUAUACUCAACAAGGUUGUGACAACACCCCAACAACAUAGAUGUGAUUGGUGCUACAAAACAUAUGCUGAACAGAAAUAUUCCUUAAGUGCUUAUUAUGUAAAGCCAAAGAGCAAAAGAGAAUAAAGACCUAGUGAGCAACAGUAAGUGAGAUGUUUCUUUGGUUAGGGUUUGGUCUACAGAAACAUUUUUAAAAAGCUGUCUGAGGGAAAGAUUUGCAAAAGUCUUUGUUAUUGUUUGAGUACUUCGACAAAGAGCCGGGCUGCAUGCACAAAUUGUUCUUUUGCUGGCUUUUUCCAAAUGAGAUACAGAUUUAGAGAGAGAAUCCCUGAGGAACGUCCUGUCAUACAACUGGCUCAACUCUGUGAAGGAGACAAGAGUCUCAACUCAUUACGGUGUGUUUCCAAAGUGAACGAGCACAAUAUCUCACCUGUCACACAAAGGCCUCCAAUCAGCUGCGUCUGCUUUAGGGAGUGAGUGACGAGCUGUCCUCUUAAACCCGUUAAACUGCAGAUGGUGACUGUGUCACUGUUUAGUCACAUAGCUAAUGCCUACAAGUGGGACACCAACAGAUAGGCAUUAGUUAAGUGACCAUGGUCACCUCUGCUUAUGGGUCA
Molecule: messenger RNA, 1968 nt
Organism: Monopterus albus (swamp eel)
Lineage: Eukaryota; Metazoa; Chordata; Actinopteri; Synbranchiformes; Synbranchidae
Gene: marveld1
Product: MARVEL domain containing 1
Exons: 2
Coding region: 162-659 (165 amino acids)
Biological process (GO): myelination
Cellular component (GO): membrane
Molecular function (GO): structural constituent of myelin sheath
Source: RefSeq, a predicted model, not a curated record